UGACCUAAGCACAAGCUUGAAAUGAAUAGCUGGGAAUUUUCUCUCUGCUUUCAACUCCUCUAUCUUGCUCAGCCUUUCAAAGCGCUCUCGAUUAACUUUUACCUCCGUGUUUUACCGCGUAGGGUGACUCACCGCCGUUCUCACACGCAGGCCCAGCAGGUCACCCACCAGCACUGUUCAGCCAGAGCUGUGUUCCAGCACUCAGGAGAUGAAUACAUCUCAACCUGAAAAAUGACAUACUUUAAAGGCAUUAUGGAGCAAGACUGAAUGCGCACCCACUGAAAGUGACUAAAUGAAGAUUUUCGGAGAGAACGACGGAACAGCAGAAGAAUCCCCAAGAGGUGGGCAGGAUAAGAGAUCGGACCUGCCCGAAGAAAGCAGAACCAUGGAGAACAGAGUUCCCCUGGACCAGCAGACCAGGGAGAUGGAGCUGUGCCAGAUCGCCGCUGACGGGGAAGAGAUGCCCGACAGGCCGGGUGAGUCGGAGAUGGAGGAGAAGACGUUUGUGGCUAGCCUCUACCGCUUCAUGGAAGAGAGGAACACACCCAUAGAGAGGAUACCUCACCUGGGAUUUAAGCAGAUUAACCUCUGGAAGAUCUACAAGGCGGUGGGCAAGCUGGGUGGAUAUGACUCUGUGACUGCCCGGCGGCUGUGGAAGAACGUGUAUGAUGAGUUGGGGGGGAGCCCAGGCAGCACAAGUGCUGCUACCUGCACCCGCAGACACUAUGAAAGGCUGGUGCUGCCCUUUGAGAGACAUCUGAGAGGCGAGGAGGACAAACCACUGCCUCCGGCAAAACCACGCAAGCAGUACAAGAAGAGCCCUGAAGGUAAGGGCAGCAAGACAGAGACCAAGAAGAGGAAGAGCCAGCAGGAGAGAGAGCCACCACUGGGAGCUGAGGAGAAGCCAGAGGAUGGGGUCCACUGCGAGAUGGGAAGGUGUAUGCACUCUUCUUCCUGGCCUCUCCCCGCUGAGCGGCCACAGUCCGACCGCUGCAGGUCUCCUGUUGGGGCCACCACGGGAAAGGAACUCCAAGCUGCAGCCUGCACAGCUUCCCAGACCCCUGGUGGGCUGCUUCACAGUGGCCAGCCUUUGGGUGCUCAGGUGAUCUCGCCUCUGGAGAAGAAGAAGCGCGUGGCUCAGGCCAGCCUUGGCCUCUCCAAGCUCCGGCAGAGCCCUGAGAAAGACAGCAGAGAGCGGCCCUCAGUGAUCCACUGCGCCCAAUCCCCGGGGCAGCCCCCUUCUCGCAGAGCCCACGACUCCUCUGAAGGAUCCCCGGUGCCCCGGUCAUCCCCCUCCUCGUCUCGCAGCUCAUCCCCCUGCUCUAUAUCCUCUGACGAUUGCCAGGAGGUCAGCACUUCUGGUCCAGAUCCAACAGCACAGGCUGCACCUGCCUACGUGGGCAACUUCACUUCGGUGCCAUACAGCGGUGGAGUUUGCAAGCCCCUGGGCUGCUACCCCAGUGUCAAAGAUGCGGACGGCUACCUCAGACAUCACAGGGACUUUCAGCAAGUUGACCCAGCUGGGGUCAAAGGGCAGAGACCUGAUUCAGCCUGGAGCCCAGGUUGCAAGCAGGAGGACCGGCCCUCUGGCCUCAAAGCCCAUCAGGUCCCUUCCUCCAGUUCUACCUCUGCAGGGUUCAGAACCUACUGGGUUCCAUCCGUGUCAGGUGUCACCAAGACCUUCCCAAAUCUGGUGCGCUCGGGCGCUUUUCAGCCGAGCUACAAAAUGAACCAGAUCCUGAAGAGGCCUGCCCCAGAGGAGAUGGCUACGUAUACGAAGAAACUGCAACUGGUACACCCGCUGCACCAGGGAGAACUGAAAGAGAAGUUAAAACCGGGGCUCCUGAAGCCACUUCCUAUUCAACAUUCGUUGUUCCAUGCCGGCAUGCCGAUUCCCUACCUCGUUUCCCCGUACGAUAAGAUUAGGCCAACCUCAGGCCACCAGCUGAAAGGCCUCUCGCUACAAUCCGUCCUCCUGCCUUCCCACUUGACGCUGCCCGCAGCCCCCCAGCCGAACUCGAUUUAUCGCCACGUGGCUGCCGGUGCGACCUACCCUCUCCCAUUCGAGCCGGUCCCCCGGCCCUGUCCUUACCCGUUUCCGGUUUGGCCGCCUCCCACGUCGUACACCGUUAGUGGCCUACACGCACAGUACCCGAACACUAAGCUGUGACAUGGACAUUUAUGUGAUGUGAAUGUUGUGAAUUGCCAGUAAAGUGGCUGGAGAAAAGGAAAACUCCAGUGACAAGGAAGCACGACUGCAUGUGUGAAGUUUUCUGAUGAAGGAUAAGGGACUGGUGGUAGGGAGAUGGGAAUUUUGGGCAUUUUGCUCCCUUUUUGUGUGCCUUCAUGCUGUCGUGUUAAAGCACGGGCCUCCACUGCAUCGAAACAAGGUCUCCACCUCCUUGUCCACAAGAUUAAUCCUCUGCCUCUCUGAAGGUGUUUCACAUGGAGAAGCGGAGGCUCGCCUCUACUAGCACUGACCAGUAUUAUCUUCUCAACAGCGGUCUCGCCAUUUGUGCGUUGACAUCACCGCAAGCACAGGUGUCAUUUCAGGGCCCUGGUCCCAGAAGGGCAGAAGUACCAGGUCUGAGUGGUAGACCAACACACCUGGUAAAGCGCGUACCUCAGCGUAUAGUUCACUUUUUUGGAUAGUUCGGUCCUUUAUCGGAAACGUUCAAUGUGUUAUGUUUUCGCUUUCCUUUCAGCAAGCUGUGGCUUUCAGUUACCAUGUGGGGAAACGGCAGCUUAAACUACGGUAUAAACUACAAAUUACGUACAGCGGUUGUCAUUCGGUAUCCCUCGUAUACAUCAGUCUCCAGUAUUGAGUGAGGUAUUAUUUUGUGUUUGUGGCCACUUAUUCCCUGCAGUGGGCACCCCAAGUGUUGUGGAUGGCCCAAAGGUCAGUCAUUUACUUCACCCAUGUCAACCCCAUACACUACAGUACAUCAUCUUUUUGUUCUGUCCAAACGUCGGUAGGAUUACGGUACACACUGAAUAGAGAACUAAUAUUAGGAAGCUCUGAAAUUCACACGCGUUCAUGUCCGAACAUCUAGUUUCCCUGUGCACAUUACUCCCGCUUUGCAGAGGAACAGAGAACCCAAAUAUAAAUGAUUACUGGGCAAAUAAAUACCACAUCCUGUUUAGAGUACCAGUGUAUUCCUCAUUUGGAGUGAGAUAUCUGCGUAUUUCCAAAUGCGAUGAGGCUUUCAGCUGAAAUUCUUCAGUAGCGGAUGACAAAUUGAAAUCUGUUCCUCAUCAAUUAUUGCACAACCCGCUUGACACAGCGACGUUAGAAAAAAAAUGUCGCAAUGAUAUUUUCUUGUGAAUUGCUGUCAGGAUGUAUCUUCACUGAAAAACCACACGUCAUAUGGUUACCUCUGUAUUCAUGAGUGCCAUCAUAUUAUAGAUACAGAUCUGGUUUCACUUCUUUGCUCAAAUGUGAGAAGCUUCUGUUGUUGUUCCUUCUCGGUGAUAUUGUUUUGGAAUCCCUUUUAAAGAAAACAUUGUUACCGCUGGGUUUCAGUGACAUGUGUUUGUGAAUGUGACGGUGGAAAUUUCAAACGGACUGUUUCUCACUGUACCAUUCGUGAAGGUCAAAGAUGUGGAAGCAUGAAUGGCUGGAUCCUUGUCACCGCUCCCCCCUGUGGCAGCACGAGGAAUGACGGUGUGUUUCGGCUGCUGUCUCAGGUGCUUUAUUUGUGGAAGACUACAUGUGUCCCCUGGACUCGAAACAGCGCUCCCUUACACUCACCACGUUACGCUCAUUACUGGGGAGUUUUUUUUAGUUUGGUUUUUUGUUUAC
This is a messenger RNA of Scleropages formosus (Asian bonytongue), 3802 nucleotides long. RefSeq names its product AT-rich interactive domain 5A (gene arid5a). Bases 293 to 2170 code for a protein of 625 amino acids. Gene Ontology annotation, biological process: regulation of transcription by RNA polymerase II. Gene Ontology annotation, cellular component: nucleus. The record is from RefSeq and is a predicted model, not a curated record. The transcript is spliced from 8 exons. Gene Ontology annotation, molecular function: transcription cis-regulatory region binding. Lineage: Eukaryota; Metazoa; Chordata; Actinopteri; Osteoglossiformes; Osteoglossidae.